AUGAUGGCCUGCCGCGCUCCGUCGCCCAGGGCGGCGUCAGCCGGUGCGACCGUGGUAUCGCGACACGUUUGUCAGCCUGUUCACGUGCCGGGUAAAAUCAUUUACACGACGCUGCCCAAAAGGGUGGUGUCGGUGACGCGACAGUUUGAAACCCCGCCACGAGCCCAUGGCGCUGCCGCUCGUUCUGUGAGCCGCGCGCCUCCGAAGGAGGUGCGUUCGCGCCCGCCAUGCCCGCCUCUGCCGAUCUUGCUUGGCCGGGAGGCAAGCCCUUUCAAAGAAGAGGGCUCUGAGUGCCGCCAGCCCCGCGAAUCCCGCGAAUCCCGCGAGUCCCGCGCCCGGCGUAGCGGUGGGCGGAGGUCCGGAUUGGAAUCGCUGGAGCGGCAGCGAAAGCCUAAGGAGGAAUUCGAAGCCUCGAGCCCGAGCUCCAACAUGGCCAGCAGUUUACAGCCUGUCUACAGUGUGCAGGAAGGCAUGGCACAGAGGAUGGAGGAUUUCGAGCGACAGCUCGCGAAGGUUGAUGAGCUGGCUUGCCGGAUCGAGGCCAUGGCGAACACGGUGGAGGCAAACAUUGCUUCUACACGUGAGGAAGGCUCCAGCUCGAGCACCACCACCGAUCCCAGCAUGAUACCUGUACAGCCUGUCCUCAGCUUAUUGGAAGGCUUGUCAAAGAGGCUGGAGGAUUUCGAGUUUCGCUUUGCGAAGGUUGAUGAGUUGGCUUGCCGGGUCGAGGCCAUGGCGAACAAGGUGGAGGCAAACAUUGCUUCUACACGUGAGGAAGGCUCCAGCUCGAGCACCACCACCGAUCCCAGCAUGAUACCUGUACAGCCUGUCCUCAGCUUAUUGGAAGGCUUGUCAAAGAGGCUGGAGGAUUUCGAGUUUCGCUUUGCGAAGGUUGAUGAGUUGGCUUGCCGGGUCGAGGCCAUGGCGAACAAGGUGGAGGCAAACAUUGCUUCUACACGUGAGGAAGCCUGGGAAGCUCGAUGGGAGCAGUUGCAGGCCGCGAAUAUCGUGGCUUCUCAGCGCAUCGAGAAUAUCGAUGCCCAGCUGGCACAGCUCCUCGAACGGCCCACCUGCCCGAGCUCAACAGUUUCAGCCGCCGUCCAGACGGAAUCGGAAGAUAAGAACCUGCGCGAGACAGUGGAGAAGCAGGAGUUUCAGCUGCAGCUUGCGGCAGGCGACAAGUUGAUGCUGAAGGACGAGAACAGUAAUUGCCGCAUGAUUGCGCUGGACGCGCUCAAGGAGAAGAACGGGUACAAGGCGGAGCUCGCAGCCGCGCAGAGGCACCUUGGCUUCCUGACGGAAGGGGAGGAGCUGGAGAAUCAGGAGAAUGAGGACCCAGGGCAAGCCAGCACCGAGGCGAUUCUGGAGGACUCUGGGGAGCAGGAGCAGCAAGAAGAGCUACCGCGACCACAUCGUGCAAGCGGGCCUGGCUGGCUGUAUCUCUAUGGAGAGGCACUUAUUCCCCCAGCUGCGGAGGGCCGGAUCAUCCUCAAGAACGAGGACAUGGUGAAAGCGUACACGGCCCACUUCGGGCAAACUCCCACGCCGGAGCAGCUGCGGAAUUGGGUGAAGAACAGCCAUGGACAGGCGAUCUCUUACAAGGAGGCCAGGAACCUGAUAGCCUCCGCCAAGAAAGCGAAGAAGCAAGCGAAGUGA
Messenger RNA from Symbiodinium sp. CCMP2592, 1656 nucleotides. NCBI's taxonomy places the organism in Eukaryota, Dinophyceae, Suessiales, Symbiodiniaceae. The record is from the annotation of a GenBank genome assembly.